Bombina bombina (fire-bellied toad) is the source of this 1932-nucleotide messenger RNA. Its product is annotated as protein spire homolog 2-like. Gene Ontology annotation, biological process: establishment of meiotic spindle localization; polar body extrusion after meiotic divisions; actin nucleation. Bases 1 to 1932 code for a protein of 643 amino acids. Gene Ontology annotation, cellular component: cytoplasmic vesicle membrane; cell cortex. The transcript is spliced from 17 exons. NCBI's taxonomy places the organism in Eukaryota, Metazoa, Chordata, Amphibia, Anura, Bombinatoridae. Gene Ontology annotation, molecular function: actin binding. The record is from RefSeq and is a predicted model, not a curated record.
AUGGUUGAACAAGGUUCCAAUAGGGACCACAGUAAAGUGACUCUUAAAGAAAUACUGAAGGGGUAUGGGCAGCCUAUCAGUGAAGAGCAAGCUUGGGCUCUUUGUUUCCAGUGUUGCAACAAACUGAAGCAACUUCUAUGGGGGUCCAUGCAGGAACCAGUGUUGAGAGGAGUGGACAACAUUUUAAUUCAUCAGGAUGGCACUGUCUCAUUUACAGUCUGCCAGGGUAAGGAAACCUGCAGUCUAACUCUAGAGAAACAUGAAGUUAAACCCAGUGAGAUAGAGAUUAUAAAAGAUCUUGGACAGGUGAUUUAUAUUGCACUAGACUGGGGACUGACCAAUGAUCUGGAACGUGCGCUAAGUGAACCAUUAGAUCACUUGCUGCAUCUUAUGCUGGGCCUCCACACUGCAGCUUUUGAUACAAAGAUGUAUUUGCAGGAUACCAUAACUUUUAAUGAAGUUAUACAGCUUUGUUCAGAAAGGCUUUUUACCCCUUCCAAAGCAUCUAGUCACUACCGAACCGUUUGCAGGGUCUACUUUGCUGAGCACAAGGAAUUUGGCAAGCUCUUGUUGACUAUCGAGAGAUCCAAGAAGAAACUAAAACUACUAGAUUCUGAAGAUAAGGAGGCACUGAUCCUCUUUGACAACUGGGGUAAUGUCCUUAAUGAGCUCCGUUUAGGCGUUAAACUACGAAAGGCUAAAGAACGAUCUUUCCAAGGGUUACCAGUUGAGUACACCUUUUCACCAUAUGAGCUUCUGAUGAAUGACAUCAGACAGAAGCGCUACACCCUUAGAGAAGUAAAGGAUAAGGAAAAGACUAAAAGAACAAACCGUGAAGGCAACUUCAAUACAGAGUUAUUUAGCUCACAAACCCUUAGACCGGCAUCUGCAAGAAAGUUAAAAGAGAGGUCCCAAGAAGAGCCAUCUUUACAUGAAAUGUUAAUGACAGAAAUAAAAUCUGGCCAGAAGCUCAGACAAUCAUCAAAAAGAAUGAAACAUUCAAUACAAGAAGAUGAAGACUCUGGAACUCAAAGUAAUUUGUCAUCUACUCCAAGCAAUGACUCCCUUCCCUCUUUGGAUUACCCAGUAAAGAGCAGUCGUAGGCGACUUCAGACAGUUGGUCACAUGGACAUGGAAAGUGAUGGAGAAAGCAGCUGGCAAUCAAAGUAUAGUUCUGAAUCUUCCUCAGACAGAAAAUUCUCAGACCUGACCUCCAGCAUAACGGACUUGAUGUUUGUUCCAGUACUGACCUCAUCCCAAGUCGACCUAAAAACAGGAAGCUUCUUAAAUAACGACAAACUGAAAUAUUUUGGUCAUAGACGCUCCAGGUCCUAUGAGAUAUCUUUACAGAAGAAUGGCUGUAGACAGAAUCCCCAGUUUCCCAGAAUAUGCUCACCACCUACAAUUGCAGAGCUGGUCCCUGCUAGGAGAGACAUCAUAAAAGCAGAGGUUGUGGACUUCCUGCAGUGCAAUGGUUACUCUACAUUCUCUGGGAGCAGGGUUUGCUUUAGCUGCCACAAGAAGAGACUCUUCUUUACAUGGCCAUAUACUUGCAAAUUUUGUGAAAGGGUGAUCUGCCCAGAAUGUUGUGUUGAGAUGUUGAUGCCGUUUAAACAAUGCAUGCACUUACCAGUCAGCUUCUUCAAAACUUUAGUACUUACCCAGGAGGACAAUCCAGCUUGUCAUCAGCAGAAGGCACAGAUGUUUUUCAGGGAAACCAUGCACUGGGAUUGCUCAAGUGUCCCUCUGGUGUUUGAACCCCAAGACCUAGUCGAUGGUGAUCCUUUUCACAAAAAGGCAAUGAAGAACUGGCCUUCUAUGGACAUAUGCAUCAAAUGUGAAGAGUACAUCUUAGAGAUGGUGGAUGGGAGCAAAGCAUGUGCGCUUCCCAGUGAGAGGCGGAGGUUACGGUGCAGCUGUGAAUCAUUUUAG